This is a messenger RNA of Pseudopipra pipra, 5439 nucleotides long. It is a transcript of the gene LHFPL2, whose product is annotated as LHFPL tetraspan subfamily member 2. Gene Ontology annotation, cellular component: membrane. The record is from RefSeq and is a predicted model, not a curated record. The transcript is spliced from 4 exons. Lineage: Eukaryota; Metazoa; Chordata; Aves; Passeriformes; Pipridae. The coding region runs from base 772 to 1419 and encodes 215 amino acids.
CCGGGGCACACCAGGCCGCCCGUGGACGCGGUGCCUCCCUCCCUUCGCUCGCCUCCCGCCCGGCCCUGGUGCGGGCGCUUCGCCGCGGCCGGCGGUGUGAGAGCGGGGGACGUCAGUGCGAGGGGGCCGGUCCUGGGCAGGGCAGGGCGGCCGCGUCCCGUCCCUCCCCGCCCCUCGCUGCGGCUCCCUCCCUCCCUCCGGCUGAGGGCGGCCGGGUCGGCGCUCAGCGGGAUCCAAGUCCUCCUCUCUCGGUGCAUGGUCGCGGCGGGAGCCGAAAAGGGCGAGCCCGGCGGGGCGGGGGCCGGCGGCGGCGGCGACGACAACAGAGCCCCAGCGCGGAGGAGCCGCCUCUGCCCGGCAGAGGUAUUGCCAGGCAUCUGAAGUGGUUGACCAAGCCUAGGGACUUGGAACAGUGGUGUGUGAUGUCAAACAGUGCGCAGUCCUUGCAGCCUCCCCCACCAGCCUGCAGUGUCAUAUGCCAGUAUGAAUAUUAAGAAAGAAAACUGUAUUUCAGAGCUCAGCAUCCCAGAAGGAAAAAAGGAGGAACUAAACAGAAAGAACAAAUGACUGCACUGCUUGCAAAACUUGAGGCUGUUCAUUUUUUCUUCUGAGAAGCUUCAUCUUGGCCUUUGUGAGAGAGUUGAAAGAGCAGCCAGAGCAGACAUAGUGGUUUUCUUAGGGUCCUUUUUUCCUUUUUUAAUUUAAUUUUUCCCCCCAGUACCUGGAUUUUAAGACUGUCUGCUGCACUGAUCACAAGCACUGGACAUCAAUAUGUGUCAUGUCAUUGUAACGUGUCGGUCAAUGCUAUGGACUCUCCUGAGUAUCGUGGUGGCUUUUGCGGAGCUCAUUGCCUUCAUGAGCGCAGACUGGCUGAUUGGGAAAGCAAAGCCUUCAAGCUCCGAGGAUGUGGACAACAGAACAGGAGGAUCACAGGAGCCUUACCAUCCAACUCUGGGCAUCUACGGGCGCUGCACCAGAAUCUCCCACAUGCAGUUUUCUAGACGAGACACGCUUUGUGGUCCUUACGCUGAAAACUUCAAUGAGAUUGCCAGUGGGUUCUGGCAGGCGACCGCUAUUUUCCUAGCCAUGGGAAUCAUGAUUCUCUGUACCGUGGCAUUUGUGUCUGUCUUUACUAUGUGUGUGCAGAGUAUUAUGAAGAAAAGCAUUUUUAAUGUCUGUGGGCUGCUACAAGGGAUUGCAGGUUGGGGAUGCCAGAAGGCAAUAAGCUAUUGUGGACCUUAUGCUUCUGCUUACAAACUAGGAGACUGCUCCUUGGGCUGGGCUUUCUACACAGCCAUCGGUGGCACUGUUCUGACGUUCAUCUGUGCAGUCUUCUCGGCGCAAGCUGAAAUAGCCACGUCCAGUGACAAAGUGCAAGAAGAAAUAGAAGAAGGAAAAAACCUUAUCUGCCUCCUUUAACUGCAGUGGGGGAAAAUACCAGCGUCUGGAUCUUUAUCUGCUUUCCAUUGACUGGACAAGCAGAUCCACUUACCUGUUUUUACCAUUUGUGUGAUUGAGCCCCAUGCAUUCCAGCCCCGAACUACUGAAAGGGUCUUUCUUCCUUGCUGGGCAAUGGGGAUCAGAGAAAGGAUCCCAAGAAAGCAGAAUGUAAAUACUUGGGGAUAUUUUUAGUUUCAUUCUGUGAUCAGGACACAGUGGAAUAUAUUGAUCUGACUGGGGAUGUGAGUAAACACCUGUAUAUAGCAGGAAUGUUGUUAUAACUGACAAAUUCUGAUUGAUUGGAUUGCCUAACCCACCCUGGUCACUUUGAAGAAUUUGGGUUUAAAAUAAUAAAAGAUAGCACACUUUUUUCUUUUCUUAUGCAAAAAAGAAGCCUAUUUUACUGAGGUUUUGUUUCCAAGGGCUCCCCUCACUGGUGAAUAUUUCUUCACCACCACCUGAUUUGGUACCAUACUUUUCAUUGAGGUGCUUUUUGAUACUGAACCUGGAUAGGAAGUCUAUGCUGGAGAGAGCAAAGCUGACUUGAUGCAGUUCACACCAAUCCUUAAGCAUUUAGAAAGUUAAGUUCCUGCCAGGUUUCUCUGUCUUGAAACUUAAGAGUGCAAGGUGUGUGCCACUUGUUACUUAGCAGGUAAAUUAUUUUGUUUCCACUGACUAGACAGAAAAGUUGUUGCACUGGCUCUCACCUCUCACCUGAUUCAGACAAAACUGAAGUAUUUCUACAGCCUUUAUUAAAACUUCUGAACUCCCAAGCAGAUGACAACUCCCCAUGGCACCAGCCUGACCUGGGCUACAGCCUCUCCUACAGCUGUGGAUCUCAUGUUUUACUUCAGCAGUAUUUCUUUUUCUGUCAUCAAUGAAACCUCAUUCACAGUCUACAGAUCAGUCUGUCUCAUGACCCAGAGGCACAUUAGUCUUUGGGAAAUCAAAAUUUUUCAGGAAGUCUGGCCAAAUUCUACAUGGCUGGGAAGAUUUUGUCUUUUUUUUUUUUUUUUUUUUAAAUUGUGUGUGGUAUGGACCUUUUUCCAAUUAAACCAGCAGAAAUUAAACAGACCUUGCACAAAUGACAUUCCUUUCUCAAAGGCAGUUGGUUGUGUUACUUGUGAUGUUGCCUCACUUACUAGAACUAUUUUGGAAAACAAGUUUGAAAGGUAUUUAAAAAAAAAAAAUGUAGCUGUGCCAUAGGAGCAUUGGGGAUAAUUCAUCUGAGAAAUAGUUCUAAUGAAAUACUAGGUGAACUUUAGAUUCCUCUUCUUACUUCUAGGUAGUUUAACAUCAUACAAAUGAGAGUGUUGCUUCACUGUGUAAUAUGGAGCAGAGAUUCUUGUUGAUGUGUGGUCAGCCCCUUAAAGCGUGCCAUUAGUUAUUUAUAGGUAUUAAAAAAUUAUUGCUACUGUACAGGUAGAUAGCCAAUUUCAAGACACUGCUCAAGUCCUUUGCAACACCGGAGCUGCUCAGCAGCCCUGACAACACGCCCAGGGCCAGCCUCAAGGAAGGGGUGAACAGCCACAGAGUUGGGGCCCUCUUCCAGCACCUGCCAUGCCCUACGGACACUGUGGCACACACAGAGCAGCUCCCAGGUUGCGCCUGUCUGUGCCUAGUGCUCCUUCAGACCAUGUGCUGGACGGAUACCGAGGUGACUUCUGAGGCACAGUGCAAUGAAUAAGGUCAACUUUUGCCUAUCUGCAGAAAGGGACUGUUUUAAUCUAGCCUCUUCCUGCAUUCACCUGCUCCUGCAACCCACAUCCACCAUCUUCUAGUUUAAAACGGGUAAUUCACUUCUCUUUUAAAUAUUUAUUUUAAACACACCCUCCCUCAAAAGUUAUGGUCUGGGACCAUUUCUACCAAGUGCCUGCACAAAGCACGAUUUUAACAAAGCAAAAUUACCAGCACAAAGCAGUGCCCAAGGAUGAAAAUCACAGCCUGCACACUCUGUCCACAGCUGUGUUUGUCUCCUUGGUUUUGCCUCAUAAACACACCCCCCCACAACCUGAAUGGCAUGCACUGGGCUUGUCCCCGGGGUCCAGUGAGGCGUCCUCCAGGCGUCCCUCCUGAGCCCCCACUGGAGCGUGUGCUGGAGCCUGGCUGCCAGCUAAGCUCUGCUAUUGGGAAAUGGGGGGCUAGCAGUUGUACAAGUAGCAUAUAGCUCAGUUAAAAAUUAAUGAAUAAGUAGAUUUACUGUUUUAGAUUUCCUGGGUGGGUGGCAAUCCAAUGUCCAGGUCACCACUGCCAACAAAUCUUGAUACUAUAUUAGGGUGAGAAAUGCUGCUUUGGCUUGAGCACUUGAUUAGUCAGAAUCAAGUCAGUUCUUCCAAAGGUAUAGAGGGCAUACACCGCUCUGGCUGAGACGCAAACAAUGAGCAAUCUUCACUUACGUUACUAGCUGACCUCUGCUGUGAUCUACACAAUGCUUAAAAAAAUUUCAAUAGUGCAUUUUUGGUUUUUUUUUAAGUACGAAGGAGAUAUUUUCAGUGGCAUAUUUUGCUUUUGUUUGCAUUUGUAACCAAGAAGAACCAGCUUUUCUGCUUGUUGCUGGUAUAUUAUCAGCUUGCUCUGCAACACCAUAAUCAACUAACUUGCAAGAAUACCCAUGUUCAUCACAUUGCAGAGACAGAAGACAGGCUGGGAAGAAAUACAGAAUAAAUAUAAUCAGAAUUUCUUUUCUCAGGGUUCUGUUUUUCUAGCAAGUGAUAAGAUGGUAUAUACAGCAGAUUUUUUUUUCCUGGAUGAGGUUUUCAUGUGCAGGAGGAUGCACUCAGUAAAUUUCACAGCUGUUUAAAUUGCUCCUGAAGUUCACCUCAGCAGCAGCUUUGGGAGAAAAAAAAAAAGAAAGAAAAAUCAGCUUAAAGCUAAUUUAACUGAUUUCAUGAGUGGGCUGCAGAGUGUAACUGCUUCUUAAUGUACAUGCACUGCAUAGAUCUAGAAAAAUUUGCUGUGGAUUCUUUCAAACCUGUGUGCCAGUUAAUUCAGUUUAAUUUUGUUUUUGUGGUAUUGAAGAAUUCUUCAAACAUCUGUGGUUUCAUCAACUUCUUAAACUUGUAUUCAAUAAAGUGCCAUAAACCUCUUUAACUGUAGCAUAUUUAAAUAUAAAUAUAUAUGUGUGUGUAUAUAUGUAUGUGUGUAGAUACACACACACACACACACAUAUAUAUAUACAAACUUGUGUGAGAUGUGCAAUACCAGGAAUAGAUUUUGUGGUGGGCUUUUUUGUUUUUUAACUUUAGUUUUUGCUUUUAAACAAGUGAUUUGAAAAGGGACUUCCCAGGGAAGAAGUGGCCAGAAUUUGGUGGUGUGGAUAUAGAGUAAUGCAAUAGAAUCACUGAUGCUGAAGAUUAAUACAACAGUAAGAGUGGCUUGAAGAGUUAACAAAAAUAUCUUCUAGACUGAUUUGAAUUACUCAGAUCUAUGUAAUACAAACACUUCCAAUGUGAAGUUGUGUCCACCUCUGGCCACACUCUACAAGCUGAAAAGGCUCAGCAAGGUUUCUUGAUGUGCUUUAUUUGUAAUGCAGCACUGCAAAAAAACAUUGCUACUGAGCUAUUGUUUCUAGGUUGUCUAUAUCACCUUUGUAUCUAUUUUACUUAAUAAAGUUCUCUGGAUUCUGAGAUUUUUUUUUUUUUCAGCUAAAUCAUUUCCAUUUUGCUUUGUUACCCCCCAUCAGAGUUUCCUAUGUCCUAGUGGUAAAUGGAAAGGAAUUCAGGCCUUCCUUGAAAGCCAUGGGCACUGGUGCCUACCUCAAGGAAAGGACAGAGUCCAACAAAAGCAGAGCACGGCAGCCACAUAGACACCACAGCUCCUCUGUAUAGGAAGUGUGGCUGCACCAAUCCAGCUAGAGUAGUUUUUGAGCCAUGGUUUAUUUGUGGUACUAUUUUUCUGUUCUUGAGUCACCACUAUGUACAUUUGUUAGCAUGAAUGAUGUAACUAAUGCCUUAUUUUUAAUCUAAAUUUCAAUUAAAAUGUGAGUUUUCAAACUUUUAA